AUGACCGAAGAUGACAAGGUCAAGAACAUCUUGAAAGGCAUGGAAGAUGACGCCGUCCAAAUGCUCUUGUCUCGUAUCCGGCUCCGCCGCGACCUGUUCUACGAAGGCUCGUUGCCAGACGACCAGCGGCAGCCGACGGCCGCCUUCUUCUCAGCCGACAGCUCGCUCAUGGACGGCACCGAGCGCCGUUCGCAGAUUGUGACCCUCGUCGACAAUCGAAACAUUAUUGCCAGGACGCUAUUUUCCUACCAGAUGGCUGCCGUGCUGGGAGAGAUGCUUAAUUUCCGGCUUCUGUCCGACGCAGCCUUCCGCGUCUUCUCCCUGUCACGUGUUUUCUGCGGCAUUGGCUACAGUGUGCCCUACCUGUUCCUGACCUCACGAGCGGUGGCGGAGCUGGGCGUCAGUGAGACAGACGCAAGUUUCUUGCUGUCAGUUGUGGGCUUCACCAACGUGGUAGGCCGCGUGGUCAUCGGCGCUGCAUCUGAUCGGCUGGGUGCGUACCGCAUAUGGCUCUUCAUGUGCUGCGUCAUGGUGUGCGGCCUCUCCACGGUGCUCAGCGUGCUAUCCCGCACCUAUACCGAGCUGCAAGUAUAUGCGGCCACAUACGGCGUCGCUGGAGGUGGCUUCAUCACGCUUAGCUCGGUGGUCGUGGUCGACAUGGUGGGUCUGGACCGGCUCACCAACGCCUACGGGCUCUGCCUUCUCUGUCUGGGCGUCGCAGCAUUAGUUGGGCCACCGCUAAACGGCUGGGUACACGACGUGAGUGGCUCGUACGCUCCGGGCUUCAUCCUGGCCGGUGUCUCCAUGUACGCUGCCGGCGUCGUGCUCAUUGGCGUGCCCUACCUGCAGAGCCGGAAGGCGAGGCGGCGCCACCGUUCGCACGCCGACGACCGGGCCGCCACGGUCUGACGGGCCUGCAGCUCUGGUCGCCCUCUGUGUGUGUGUGCCUCCUAAAGUGACCAUAUCAGACCACCUCGUGAGCUUGGAGAAGCAAGCGCAGACUCCUGCAGGAAAUCGUGCCCGUAGUUAUUGCCGCCCAUACAUUCCGCAACAAAGCGCGAACGCACUUCAACGCCCGCCUCUUACGGAUACUUGGCAAAUUUCAAAAUCCUGUUAUCGCAAUGACGAUUACGUUACGAGCAAUUGUAGCAAAGUG
Dermacentor andersoni is the source of this 1156-nucleotide messenger RNA. The record is from RefSeq and is a predicted model, not a curated record. NCBI's taxonomy places the organism in Eukaryota, Metazoa, Arthropoda, Arachnida, Ixodida, Ixodidae.